AUGGAUGAGAUGGCACUGGCAGUUGUAGCUACCAAGCAACACCAGAGUUGGAGUAUAUAUGGUCGUAUGAACAUUGGUAGUCGUCCAUCAAAACGGAAGCCAAAUGGAGGCAUUGAAUCACUCCCAGCCAUCCCAUGGAUCUUUGCAUGGACUCAAGCAAGGUUUCAUCUACCUGUGUGGCUCGGUUUUGGGGCAGCAUUCAAGCAAGUGAUUAAGAAGGAUAUAAAAAAUCUCCAUAUGCUUCAAGAGAUGUACGAUGUGCGGCCUUUCUUCAGGGUCACAAUUGACUUAGUCGAAAUGGUGUUUGCUGAGGGAGACCCAAGCGUUGCUGCUCUGUCUGACAAAACUCCUUGUAUCAGAAGCAUUAAGGCAAUUUGGAGAGAAAUUGAGGAGCAAUUGUGA
Mangifera indica (mango) is the source of this 402-nucleotide messenger RNA. Its product is annotated as phosphoenolpyruvate carboxylase-like. Lineage: Eukaryota; Viridiplantae; Streptophyta; Magnoliopsida; Sapindales; Anacardiaceae. Gene Ontology annotation, molecular function: phosphoenolpyruvate carboxylase activity. The record is from RefSeq and is a predicted model, not a curated record. Bases 1 to 402 code for a protein of 133 amino acids. The transcript is spliced from 2 exons. Gene Ontology annotation, cellular component: cytosol; chloroplast; apoplast. Gene Ontology annotation, biological process: carbon fixation; tricarboxylic acid cycle; leaf development.